Messenger RNA from Cylindrotheca closterium, 1346 nucleotides. Lineage: Eukaryota; Bacillariophyta; Bacillariophyceae; Bacillariales; Bacillariaceae. The record is from the annotation of a GenBank genome assembly.
AAACAUGUGAGGAUAUCUACCCUCCGCCAAAAGAGAUUGCAGAAGCUCUACAGGAUGCAGGUGUGCCAAGCAAAAGCGCAAAGGGAGAAAUGAAGUACAACUACCCGAAACUGAACAAACUUGCCAAGAAGUUGUUCAAAGGUAUAACAACGCACUUCCAAGACACUGGACUUGGUCAGAACCUUGCCAGAGACUCGGCACCACUGUUGAAAGCAAUCAUUUUUUGCCGCAGACAAAUUAGUGUCACUGAGGCACAUCCUCUGUUUCAGCCAUAUGGAAAAGACCGGAUGGUGUUUAUCAUUGAUAAUUGCGAAAAAACCUGCGGCCUUCAACGUCCAGUGAUGCAUUUCAGAACUCUGACUGAGCAGAAGAAAUCAAAGACAAAGGGCUUUCGCAGUGGCGACGAUGGUUUGCGGCUUGGAUUGUGUAUGCUUCUGCCAGAAUACAGAUCUGCAGUAGGCUUGGUUCUCUCCGGAAAGAAGGACCGAAAGAUGAUGGAUCAAUCCUGUGAUCCAUCCCUUGCAUUGUUCGAGAAAAUUUAUGAUGAAGCUUUCAUGAAAAGGGACCGUUCAUUUGAAAGCCUAAGUGAAGACUAUUGGAAAGAAAUGGCUGAGCUCCCACAAGAUAAGGACAGAUGGAACCCAAACAACCCUUCCAUUUUUGAACACAAGCGCGGUGGUGCUUGGCUCAAGGAAACAUGGGAGAGAUACCUCCGGCCCAGAUACAAAGCUGCCUUGGGUAAAUGGAACAAGGAGACAGGUGGAGGCCAAGGCAAACCUGCCAAUUUCUAUAGAUACUGUGGCAAACAAUGCGACGAAUGGCUAGUUUGGGUCUUCAUCAAGGACAUGGAGAAAAACUUCUUGCUUGCAUCCCCUACUGGAGGACAGAUGCCUGCACAUAUCUCUGUGGAAGCUGGUUUUGAGUCUGAAUCUGAAGAUGAUGAUGUCCGUAGCACUUCUUCGUCUUCUUCAGUUUCAUCUAGUGGGAAGAGACGAGCCAACUAUAACAAGAAGAUGGCAAAAAGGAAGAAAGCCAACAGAAAGGAAACUGCAGUAAAGCUGGCAGCUGCAGAUCAACAAUAUUCAAAGAUUUCCAGAAUGAUUGAUGUUGCAGAGAAUCUGAUGAAAAGCAUGCAAUCCAACAUGGUCGCCAACAAGACAGAUACGGUCGCCUCCUUUGUUGCGGAGGUAGAUGUAUGCUUCGAAAAGCUAAACAACACAGCUCAUUUGGAGUCUAUGUCACCAGAUAGCAAGGAAUCUUACAAACGCUUUUGGAAUAGUCGUCGCAAAUCCUACAUGGCGAGAGUCAAGGAAGCUGACCAGAAUGGCUUAUUUGGUGAUGAUUAG